AUGCCUGAUGACCUGCCUCUAGAUCGUGAGGGGCCUCUCAAAGGCGCAAUUGCUGGGUAUGCUGAGCAUGUGCUCGUAUGUACUGGAAAUGCAGACUGGCCGUCGAGAAUAGAGGACGACAAUGACGGUGAUUGUCUCGCUGCGGAUCUCAAGGAGUUGUUUGGUCGAGGUGGAACUUAUAGUGAUGUCGGUAUCUCCUUUGCGCCACAUGUGAACUAUCUUGCUAAUUCCUUCCAGCCAUUUCAUAAUGUUUCUGUUCUUAACUCUUCGUUUCCUAGCUCUACAUCACCACGGCCUCAACUCCAGACAACGUCUGCCUAUCUACUACCGAGCUUCAAAUACAUCCCGUUCCUCCCCCGGGUGUCAUUCGACAGCGUAGAAGCUCUAGCCAAGGGGUUUUUGCUCCCUGAGAAGCUUCACCGCAUGCAUGACGGUCUCUCGCCUAUACAUCGAGACCGUCUGACCCGCAAAGAGGGUUAUCAGGGACUUCUCCCUGGAGUCCAAGAUGUGCGCGAUGUUUUGGUGCUGAUAUGUGGACACACUGGGCGUGAUGCACGAUGCGGCAUCAUGGCGCCUGUCCUAGCAACCGAGUUUGAGGAGAAGCUGGAGAAAGAGGGGUUUGAUGUUCAGCAUGGGCCUGUGCAGAUUAAUCUUAAUGAAACGCAGAGAAUACAAGGCGAGGCUGGUGAGGAAAAGACGUCUGCCAGGAUUGGUAUGAUCAGUCAUAUUGGAGGGCACAAGUUUGCGGGCAAUGUUAUCAUCUAUCUACCUCCUGACCUAAAGAUGGGCAGCGAGCUGCAUCCGUUGGCUGGGCAUGGGAUAUGGUAUGGACGAGUAGAUCCCAAGAACGUGGAAGGUAUCGUGAAAGAGACCAUUGUGAAGGGAAAUGUGGUUGCGGAUAUGUUUAGAGGAGGAAUCGAUGCUCAGCGAAAGAUGCUGAGGAUAUGA
This is a messenger RNA of Fusarium pseudograminearum CS3096, 948 nucleotides long. RefSeq lists its product as uncharacterized. The coding region runs from base 1 to 948 and encodes 315 amino acids. The transcript has a single exon. The record is from RefSeq and is a predicted model, not a curated record. Lineage: Eukaryota; Fungi; Ascomycota; Sordariomycetes; Hypocreales; Nectriaceae.